AUGACAAAAGGACGUGUACUUCUUGCAUACUCUGGCGGUUUGGAUACUUCAUGUAUUCUUGUUUGGCUUAUUGAACAAGGUUAUGAGGUUCUUGCUUACUUAGCCAACGUUGGUCAAGAUGAAGAUUUUGACGCAGCCAGAGAAAAAGCUUUAAAAAUCGGUGCAAGCAAAGUUUUUAUUGAAGAUUUGAGAAGUGUUUUUAUCGACGAAUUUAUUUUCCCAGCCAUUCAAGCAAAUGCAGUAUAUGAGAAUAUAUAUUUGUUGGGUACUUCACUCGCUCGUCCACCAAUUGCUCGUCGCCAUAUUGAACUUGCAAUUCAAGAAGGUUGUCAAUAUGUUUCUCAUGGGUGUACAGGAAAAGGAAAUGAUCAAGUUCGUUUCGAAUUAGGAUAUUAUGCUUUAAACCCCGAUAUCAAGGUUAUUGCCCCAUGGAGAAUGCCAGAAUUCUAUGAACAAUUUCCUGGUCGUCAAGCACUUCUUGCUUAUGCAGCUAAAAAAAAUAUACCUGUUGUUCAAACAGCUGCAAAAUCAUAUUCAGAAGAUGGUAAUUUGUACCAUAUCUCUCAUGAAAGUGGUUUACUUGAAGAUCCUGGAUGCACCCCACCAAAAGAUAUGUGGAGUAUGACUGUUGAUCCAGAGGAAGCUCCUAACACACCUGAACAUAUUAAAUGCAAUUCGCUAGAUUUAUUUACGUAUUUAAACAAAUUGGCUGGUAAUCAUGGUAUUGGUCGUGUCGAUAUGGUUGAAUCAAGAUUUAUAGGAUUAAAAUCUCGUGGAUGUUAUGAAUCACCUGCAGCCACAGUAUUGCGCGUUGCACAUUUGGAUCUUGAGGGAAUUACACUUGAUGGACAAGUUCGUCAUCUUAAAGAAGUAAAUAUUAGUAUUCCUUAUGGCAGAGUUCUUUAUAAUGGCCUUUACUUUUCACCUGAACGUGAAUUCCUUUCACAUUCACUUGAAUUCACACAACGUAAUGUCAACGGUGAGGUUAAAAUCAAACUAUAUAAAGGUAAUGCCAUCAUUGAAGGUCGCAAAGCCUAUGGGGUAGGAUCUAAACUUUAUGAUAUGAGAGAAAGUUCAAUGGACGAACAUGGUGGAUUGACACCUACUGAUGCUGGUGGUUUCAUUAAUACACAUGCAAUUAGACUUAGAAAAUGGGUACCAGCUGAUAAACAAUAA
Messenger RNA from Entrophospora candida, 1176 nucleotides. Lineage: Eukaryota; Fungi; Glomeromycota; Glomeromycetes; Entrophosporales; Entrophosporaceae. The record is from the annotation of a GenBank genome assembly.